Messenger RNA from Spodoptera littoralis (African cotton leafworm), 408 nucleotides. The record is from the annotation of a GenBank genome assembly. Lineage: Eukaryota; Metazoa; Arthropoda; Insecta; Lepidoptera; Noctuidae.
ACCACAUUAUUAUAAGGUCCAAAAUCCUAUGACCGUUAACUAACCAUGGCAGACAAAUUACAUGAAUACCAAGGUGUGACGGGUCGGCUCCAUGGUGCUCGUGACCGGUACAAGGAGAGGUGGUCGAGGUGGCGGGAACAGCAUCCUCGAGGAGUCAGGGAUGUGGUGGCUGAGACUCUGUUUGGGAUCCCCAACUCUGACGAGCCCCCUGAAAGAGUAUGGCAGGAUAGUGCCUACAGCGAUUUGUAUAGCACGACACCUCUGUCGCUGACCAAAUCUGUUGCCGGCCGAUCGGGGCGCGGCGGCGGUGCGCCCGAUCAGCUGUGUGCGUCCCCCGCCCGCCGCGUCUCCCGCCGCUGUGGUCCACACGUUAGAUGCGUGAACACCUCCGGCGCGUUGAAAGCAUAG